AUGUCUCGUAGAUUUGAUCUAAAAACAGUUACUGACCUUUCCGUUUUAGUCGGAACUGGGAUAUCAUUAUAUUAUUUAAUAAGUCGCCUACUUAAUGAUGUCGAAUCAGGACCAUUAUCCGGUAAAUCAAAGGAAUCAAAGGCCAAACAGACCCUACAAUGGGAAAAGUUGGUUAAAAGGUCACCGGGAUUAGCAGAAGUAACAUUGGAUGCAUAUGAAAGGACUAUACUGUCAUCUAUCGUCACACCUGAGGAGAUAAAUAUUACGUUUCAAGAUAUUGGUGGUUUAGACCCGCUUAUUUCAGAUUUACAUGAAAGUGUUAUAUACCCGUUAAUGAUGCCUGAAGUGUAUUCUAAUAGUCCUUUGCUCCAAGCACCCAGUGGCGUCUUGUUACACGGGCCUCCAGGAUGUGGUAAAACUAUGUUGGCGAAAGCUUUGGCUAAAGAAAGUGGUGCUAACUUUAUUUCAAUAAGAAUGUCAUCUAUUAUGGACAAAUGGUAUGGUGAAUCCAACAAAAUAGUCGAUGCAAUGUUUUCAUUAGCAAACAAGUUACAACCUUGUAUAGUAUUUAUUGACGAGAUUGAUUCGUUUCUAAGAGAACGUUCUUCUACAGAUCAUGAAGUUACUGCAACUUUGAAAGCUGAGUUUAUGACUCUAUGGGAUGGUUUAUUGAAUAAUGGAAGGGUUAUGAUCAUUGGUGCUACCAAUCGGAUAAAUGACAUAGAUGAUGCAUUUUUGAGGAGAUUGCCAAAGAGAUUUCUUGUUUCGUUGCCUGGUUCUGACCAACGUUACAAAAUAUUGAGUGUUCUAUUAAAAGAUACAGCUCUUGAUGAGGACGAUUUCGAUCUACAAGUGAUUGCAGAGAAUACCAAAGGUUUUUCGGGAUCAGACCUAAAGGAGCUUUGUAGAGAAGCGGCCUUAGAUGCAGCAAAAGAAUAUAUAAAACUGAAAAGGCAACUAAUCGAUAAUGGUACAAUAGAUAUUAAUGAUACUUCUUCUCUAAAGAUAAGACCACUGAAAACGAAGGAUUUUACAAAAAAAUUACGGCUGGAUGUUGUGAACACAUUGUCAUCUCAACCUCUAGAUUAG
Saccharomyces mikatae IFO 1815 is the source of this 1089-nucleotide messenger RNA. It is a transcript of the gene MSP1, whose product is annotated as protein-degrading AAA family ATPase MSP1. Gene Ontology annotation, cellular component: mitochondrial outer membrane. The record is from RefSeq and is a predicted model, not a curated record. The transcript has a single exon. Bases 1 to 1089 code for a protein of 362 amino acids. Lineage: Eukaryota; Fungi; Ascomycota; Saccharomycetes; Saccharomycetales; Saccharomycetaceae. Gene Ontology annotation, molecular function: ATP binding; ATP hydrolysis activity.